Molecule: messenger RNA, 1758 nt
Organism: Serendipita indica DSM 11827
Lineage: Eukaryota; Fungi; Basidiomycota; Agaricomycetes; Sebacinales; Serendipitaceae
Source: the annotation of a GenBank genome assembly
AUGGGGUCUCCCUCCCAAGAUGACCUAAAGAUUCUUAAGAGCACACCGAAUUCUCAAGCAAUUUACUGGACAGAUUACUUCCCCGAGGGCGUUUGUUCGUCCUUGGAUGAGUCUGGUGGCUCCUUAGUAGGUGACCGACAGCUGGAUGACAUUACUAUGGACUCUAAGAUUCUGCAGAAGAGUGGACUCGAUGAGGGAAUCGACAACACACUCCUGACUGACGCCGUGUUUGUUCCCUGCCUUGCUUCCAGCCUCGCCUGCAACGGCGCUCUACACGUCCUAGACGACACUAGGGCUUGUCUAUCCAUGUCAAGGAUGCUGUCAGGCCUGAAUGAGCAGCGAACCAAGGCACUCUUAAUUGGCAUCUGUUACAGACGUAGAAACGUCCCGACCUCGGCUGAAACAGCAUCUUCAAUCUCUGGUCAUACAAUACUUGCCGAAAGCUAUGAGACAUCGGCCCUCACAUCCACUUCCUACGCAAAUACGAUCUAUGUGGGUGAAAGAUUGUCGUGGGUUGCACUGGAUGGCCCUUGGAGAGACAUUGAAAGCAUUGAAUCGUAUCUGAGGAAGAAUUGCCCGUACCGCGAAGUACGCAAGUUGUCGGACGAGAUGGAGCCCGGGCAGGUUUCUCGCGAGAAUAUUAUAACGCAACUGAAGUGGCUCGUAGAGGGUGCUCAAGAAGGCGACCGGCUUCUUCUGCACUAUUCAGGACAUGGGUAUCAGCGUCCGACCCGGAGUUCAACAGAGGAUGACUUUUUCGACGAGACGAUUGUACCCGAAGAUUGUCCCUAUCCAGAUGCCCUGGAUGGCAAGGUUAAGGAGGAAUGCCCGGUCGACUGUCAAUGUCCACCAGGUGCAACGUAUUGCUGGAAAAGGUCAUACAAUGGCAUGAUCCGAGACAAUGAGCUUCGUGAUCUUCUCGUCAAGAGCCUCCCAAAAGGUGUCAAGUUGUUGGCAAUGUUUGACUGCUGUCACUCCGGGACAAUGGUGGACUUGCAAUACCAGUACAAGCAUCGGCCCAACAGAAAGAAGAAUCGGCUCCGUAAAUACCAGGUUCGACCAGUCGAAGGGACAGAAAACAAGCUUGCACCCAAUAGCAUCCAAGCCCUCAUCCUCACCCACUCUUUCACUUCUGCCGCGGUUGCCUUGGAAGCUGGUGUUGGUAGCCCGACCGGCUCUGGGGAUCUUUCACCGGGUAGUCCACCGCACUUUUUCAGCGACCGCCCACUAUGCACUACACCCAUAGACGACAGUCCACCGAAGCUAGGACUACACCGGAGGCUCAGUCAGGCAAUGCACGAACGUCAUAGCGAGUAUCAAAAGGCAGACGCUGGUGGUAGAGUGAUGGUUAUUUCUGCGUGCUGCGACGAUCAAGAAAUCUUCGAACUAAAAAAUCAGCAUGAGAAUUAUCCAACCUAUUACACUACCAGCGGACUUCUCACGUUUUCUCUCCUCCAAGUCCUUAAUCGUACCCCUCAACCGCGGCGACACCAAUUGAUUAAGGAAAUGACGGAGAUAUUCAAGGUGAAGCAUAGGGAAAGAAUAGAGCAACUGAAGCGGGAACAAAUUGCAUACAACAAUCAUUACGCCGAGUAUCAACGAGCCCUGGCGUCAAACCAAAGCUAUCCGACGGAUGUGCUUACCGCAGAGUAUCAGAAGUAUAUGGAUUAUGAAAAGGCACUGAAAUCGAGUAAGCUGAGUGUCCCAAUCUUAUCCAGCAACUAUGACAUCAAGCUCAACGGCACCUUCAAACUAUGA